This is a messenger RNA of Suillus subalutaceus, 792 nucleotides long. RefSeq lists its product as uncharacterized. The record is from RefSeq and is a predicted model, not a curated record. NCBI's taxonomy places the organism in Eukaryota, Fungi, Basidiomycota, Agaricomycetes, Boletales, Suillaceae. The transcript is spliced from 4 exons. The coding region runs from base 180 to 707 and encodes 175 amino acids.
CUUAUUUUAGCACUAACUCAGCAUCGCAAAUUUGAGGUGUUAGUACCCGCCUCUCAAUUUUAUUUUAUUUUACGUCCCCGACCCUCUGCUGGUAUUAAAAUCCCAAUGCCUGGACCUAGCGCAAACCACAUCCCUUUCCCCUCGCUUUCGCUUGUUCGAAAUAAUUUCCGACCGUCAAAAUGAGAUUGCCUUCGUAUAGAUCCUCUCACAUGCUUCGCUACCACCCGUACCCUCGGGUGGGCCUGAGCCAGCGUGAAAAUUUAAUGCACAUCACUGAGGAGAAUGACGCUUUGUUGGUGAGCCAUGCGACCCUCGGUACAAUGCUAUUUCUGAACACAUUCAUUGUGAAGCAUGUCGACGACCCACUCAGAAACCACAACAUCGAAUGCGAGGAUAUCCUCGAAUCCGACGCUCGACCUGGUAAUGACAAGCAAAAGGAAAAUGUUCUAGAGGCGGUCGAGGUCCCAGAGGCAGGCGGUGUACUUCGUGUCAGGCGUCGGAAAACUGACGACACUUAUUAUCGUCGUUUUAUUAUUCGUGGUGAGGAAUCUCGCAUUCAACAACCAGUGCGCUACGUUUCACAUUACGCCCAGUUCAAAUCUUCAUCCGUCAUUUAUCGACUCCCUGUCAACUUGUAUAUCACCACAUCCACAAAUGUAACAUAUGCUUGCUUCUUAUCACUCGAACAUGCUUUACGUCGCUGCUAAUAACGUUGUUCUUGUAGUUAUCACACCAUCAUCUCAGUAUAUCUAUGUUAUACCGUCUUGCAAUGCUGAAAUGGUUUCUACAAUA